Molecule: messenger RNA, 3469 nt
Organism: Rosa chinensis
Lineage: Eukaryota; Viridiplantae; Streptophyta; Magnoliopsida; Rosales; Rosaceae
Product: pentatricopeptide repeat-containing protein At4g30700
Exons: 1
Coding region: 19-2388 (789 amino acids)
Biological process (GO): RNA modification
Molecular function (GO): protein binding; RNA binding; zinc ion binding
Source: RefSeq, a predicted model, not a curated record
CACAAAACAUAAACACUCAUGAUUAGCCGAAACAUAAGUAGCUGCUCCUCCGCACACCGAGACCGGAACUUCUUCCUCGGCCUCCUCAAAAAGGCCACCACACUCUCUCUCCUCACCCAAACCCACGCCCAAAUCAUCCUCAACGGCUACCAAAACGACGUCGUCACCGUCACCAAGCUCACCCACAAGUUCUCCGACCUCAAGGCCAUACGCCACGCACGUGACCUCGUCUUCUCCUUCCCAAGACCCGACCUUUUCCUCUUCAACGUCCUCAUCAAAGGCUUCGCCACCAAUGCCUCACCUUCGUCUUCGAUUUCUCUCUACACCCACCUCAGAAAAAGCACCACUCUUUGCCCUGAUAAGUACACCUACGCUUUUGCCAUCUCCGCCGCUUCGGGUUUUAGAGAUGAGUUGUAUGGGGUUCUGCUCCACGCGCACUCGGUUGUUGAUGGGUUGGGGUCGAAUUUGUACGUGGGUUCCAUUUUGGUGGACUUUUACUUCAAGUUUUCCAGGGUUGGGAUUGCGCAGAAGGUGUUCGACGAAAUGCCUGACAAGGAUACUGUGCUGUGGAACACGAUGGUUUCUGGGUUGGUGAGGAAUUGUUACUAUGCGGACGCGGUUCGGGUUUUUAGAGACAUGGUUGUGGGUGGGAAUGGUUUUGAUUCGACAACUUUGGCUACAUUGCUUCCUGCGGUGGCGGAGCUGCAGGAGCUGAAUGCAGGGAUGUGGGUGCAGUGUUUGGCUGUGAAAGUUGGGUUUCAUGAUGAUGUUCAUGUGCUUACUGGGUUGGUUUCGUUGUAUUCGAAAUGCGGGGAGCUUGGGACGGCUAGGAUGGUGUUUGGGAUGAUUGGUGAGCCGGAUUUGGUGUGUUAUAAUGCGAUGAUUGCCGGGUAUACUUGUAAUGAUGAAACAGUGUUGGCAGUUGGUCUUUUUAAGGAGUUGCUUGGUUAUGGGGAGAAAGUUAAUUCGAGCACAAUUGUGGGGUUGGUUCCUGUGUCUUCUCCUUUUGGUCAUCUGCAGCUCACUCGCUCUCUUCAAAGUUUCUGUGUGAAAUCUGGCAUUGUUUCGCAUCCUUCUGUUUCGACUGCCUUAGUUACUGUUUACUGUAGACUGAAUGAGAUUGAGUCGGCAAGGCAGCUUUUUGAUGAGUCUGCGAAGAGAACUUUGGCGUCUUGGAAUGCCAUGAUCUCAGGGUAUACCCAAAAUGGGCUAACAGAGACUGCGAUAUCUCUUUUCCGGGAAAUGAUGUCUGAGUUCAGUCCAAAUCCUGUUACGGUUACUACCAUUCUUUCUGCCUGUGCUCAGCUUGGAGCUUUGAGUCUUGGGAAAUGGGUUCAUGGUUUGAUUAAGAGCAAAAAUCUUGAGUCUAACAUCUAUGUGUUGACUGCUCUAGUUGACAUGUAUGCAAAGUGUGGGAGCAUUGCGGAAGCUAGGCAAUUAUUUGACUUGAUGACUGAGAAAAAUGUAGUCACUUGGAAUGCCAUGAUAUCUGGUUAUGGCCUCCAUGGUGAUGGCCAUGAAGCACUGAAACUCUUUAAUGAGAUGUUGGAUUCUGGGAUCCCCCCAAGCGGCGUUUCUUUUCUCUCUGUCUUGUAUGCUUGCAGCCAUGCUGGUUUGGUGAGAGAAGGAGAUGAAAUCUUCCAUAAAAUGGUUCAUAACCAUCAGUUUGUGCCCGUAGCUGAGCACUACGCCUGCAUGGUUGACAUCUUUGGCAGAGCUGGACAGUUAGAGAAGGCCUUGGAAUUUAUAAAGAAAAUGCCGGUUGAGCCAGGAUCUGCUGUUUGGGGAGCCUUGCUUGGUGCAUGUAAGAUACACAAAGACACUAAACUGGCACGUUUGGCUUCCGAAAAGCUACUUGAAUUGGAUCCAGAUAAUACAGGAUAUUAUGUCUUGUUCUCUAAUAUAUUAUCAGCCGACGGGAACUUUCCAAAGGCUGCUUCAGUCCGGCAGGUAGCCAAGCAUAGAAAUUUGGCAAAGACUCCUGGAUGCACUCUUGUUGAGAUUGGUGACACCCCACAUGUCUUCACCUGUGGAGAUCAAUCCCAUCCUCAAGCAACAGAAAUCUAUAAGAUGCUAGACAAGUUAACAGGAAAGAUGAGGGAGACUGGAUUUCAAACUGAAACAGGAACUGCUUUGCAUGAUGUGGAGGAGGAAGAGAAGGAGUUAAUGGUGAAUGUUCAUAGUGAGAAGUUGGCCAUUGCUUUUGCCCUUAUUUCUACUGCACCUGGAACAGAAAUCAGAAUCAUCAAGAACCUACGGGUUUGUUUAGAUUGCCAUAAUGCAACUAAAUUUAUAUCCAAGAUCACAGAGAGAGUUAUUGUAGUUAGAGAUGCUAACAGAUUCCAUCAUUUUAAAGACGGUGUUUGUUCUUGUGGAGACUACUGGUGAACAAGAAGUCAUUCAAUACUGGUUAAGGUGUACCAUGAUGCAAGCAUCUAGUCUGCAGUUUAUUCUUCUCACUGGUAAAGUUUUGUUCUCUUUUCUCUUUAAGUUAAAUUAUAACUGGUCAUCUGAUCAAUUAUCCCAUCUAUAACGUAGUAAGUAAAUGAAGACAACCCUGCAAUUUAUACAUAAAUUGGAAAUUGAAAAAUUGAUUGGAAACAUUUAGUUGCCAGAAGUAAACACUUACAAAUACAAAACUGUAUACAUUUCACUCAAGCUACAAAAAACUUUAUACUCUAGCUUUAUUCACUCUGAUGGAUCUCCUUUCUAUUGGUUCAACUUCAUAAUUUGUAAAGCCAAGAAUUUGUAUCCUCUGGAGAUGCAAAUUUCAAGAAAGACAAAAGAUACAAGUAUUUUCAGCAAUUGAUUCCACAUUGCUUUGUGGUAGGUCCUUUGGUUUUCAACACAAAUGGGUCGAUUCGAACCCAGAGUAAGGAGAAAAUAGAAGCCAGGAGCACAGACCAUAUGACAACAAUUGUUGGCGUACGGUUCUGCCUCCCCAUCAGACCUUUAAGGAAUGGAUAUAGAUGGACAAUCACCCAGAAGGCAAAGAAGAGCUUUCCAAAUAGAGGUCCCCAUGAUUCGUACCCAUUGUUUAUGGCAUCUGAAAUCCCAGCAACUACUCCAACAAGGUUAAUGAUUAAGAUAGUGGUUGGAGGGAUUAGGAGAGUUGUCCAUUUAAAGGCGUACAACUCUCCAAAAUCCUCAUCAUCUGCAGACUUGGCUGUGACAGUGAAGCUGGUGUCAAUUCCAGCCAAGACCUUCAGAAGACCUUGGAUAACAGCGUAGAGGUGAGCUGACACACCGCCAAUCACCCAGAAUUGCUCAUUUCUCCACCAUUCUUCAAUACUCACUCCACUCCAUCUCAGCUCAAGAAUGCCGGUACCAAAGAUUGAAAGGAACAGAGCAAUGAAGAAGAGACUUGCGAAAGUGCUUAUCUGGAAUGAAAUAGAAAUUUGUCAGAUGACAACAUAACAUUUGUCAGAUUUCUGGAAUAAAAUUAUUUAGAUUUCUCAUUGCAUCAGGA